AUGGCUUCUAUCUUAAUAGUGAUGGGUGUAAGCGGUUGCGGGAAGAGUACAGUUGCAAUCGAGCUAGCCAAAAGACUAAAGGUCGAAUUUCUAGACGGUGAUGAUGUCCAUCCUGAAUCAAAUAUUCGUAAGAUGAGUUCUGGUAUACCAUUAAAUGAGGAGGUAUGUCUUAUGAUCGAUCGAUGUUUCGAUUGA
Melampsora larici-populina 98AG31 is the source of this 195-nucleotide messenger RNA. RefSeq lists its product as uncharacterized. Gene Ontology annotation, molecular function: gluconokinase activity. The record is from RefSeq and is a predicted model, not a curated record. Lineage: Eukaryota; Fungi; Basidiomycota; Pucciniomycetes; Pucciniales; Melampsoraceae. Gene Ontology annotation, cellular component: cytoplasm. Bases 1 to 195 code for a protein of 64 amino acids. The transcript has 2 exons.